Messenger RNA from Populus euphratica (Euphrates poplar), 3085 nucleotides. RefSeq names its product probable LRR receptor-like serine/threonine-protein kinase At3g47570. Gene Ontology annotation, molecular function: ATP binding; protein kinase activity; protein binding. The transcript is spliced from 6 exons. Bases 1 to 3021 code for a protein of 1006 amino acids. Lineage: Eukaryota; Viridiplantae; Streptophyta; Magnoliopsida; Malpighiales; Salicaceae. The record is from RefSeq and is a predicted model, not a curated record. Gene Ontology annotation, biological process: protein phosphorylation.
AUGGGGAGAGUUUGGAUCACUAUUCUUGUUUCGAUGCUGCUAAUGUCUCUGCAGAAGAAAUGCGUUAGCAUACCCACGAGUAACUUCACCGAUCAAUCUGCUCUUCUUGCCUUCAAGGAUCACAUUACUUUUGAUCCUCAAAACAUGCUAGCUCACAACUGGUCCUCCAAAACCUCCUUCUGUAACUGGAUGGGAGUCUCUUGCAGUCUUCGCAGGCAAAGAGUCACAGCGCUGGAUCUCUCUAGCAUGGGCCUCCUAGGGGCCAUUCCUCCACAACUUGGAAACCUGUCCUUUCUUCAAUAUCUGAUUCUUUACAACAAUAGUUUCCAUGGAGAUCUACCCAGCGAGAUAGGUAAUUUAUGCCGAUUGAAAUCAAUGGAUAUAGGUUCCAAUAAGUUACCAUUAGUGAUACCCGAAAGUUUUGGGAAUUUGCAGACUUGUACAAUCCCAUCCACAAUCUUCAACAUCUCUUCCUUGAAAGUCCUUGAUCUCAUGUUUAACGGCCUAUUUGGAAGUCUUCCGAAGAACAUGUGCGACCAUCUUCCUAGACUAGAAAUGCUUUUGCUUUCCACUAAUCAACUCAGUGGCCAAAUCCCAUCUGAUUUAUUCAAAUGUAGAGAGCUACAAUCAUUAUGGUUGCCUUAUAAUAACUUCACUGGAGUUAUUCCAGAAGAACUUGGAUUCCUCCCUAUGCUUGAGCUUCUAAAUCUUGGUGUCAAUAUGUUGUCAGGUGAUUUGCCUCGAUCGAUCUUCAACAUGACUUCUUUAACAAGCAUGCAACUUUGUUGCAAUAACCUGUCAGGAUCAAUACCUCAAGAAAACAGCAUUAAUCUUCCUAACUUGGAGGAGCUGCAACUAAAUCUAAAUGGUUUAACAGGGUCAAUGCCACGCUUUAUUGGGAAUAUGUCCAGGUUGGAGAUCCUUGAUUUGUCAUAUAACAAGAUGACUGGUAAUGUUCUACAAGAAUUUGGAAAUUUGAGAGCGCUGCAAUCCCUCCGUUUGCAAUCCAAUUCCUUUACAAAUCACCCUUCAAGUCAGACACUCAACUUCAUCACCUCUUUGACAAAUUGUAGGCAGUUGAAAGAAUUGCAUAUUGGGGACAACCCUUUAGAUGGCAUGUUGCCAAAUUCCGUAGGGAAUUUAUCCAGCUUUCUAACAAACUUCUAUGUAUACGCCAGCAAACUCAAAGGCAAUAUUCCAGGUGAGAUUGGCAACUUGAGCAGCCUAAUUGUCUUAAGUUUGGAAGAGAAUAGUCUGAUGGGACCUAUUCCUACAACAGUGGGAGAGCUAAGGAAGAUUCAAGUACUAGAUCUUUAUAAGAACAAUCUUAAUGGUUCCAUUCCACCUAAUAUAUGUCUUGCAAGGAGGUUGGUUGACAUAACAUUAAACAAUAACGUAUUGUCUGGAGACAUACCUUCCUGCAUAGGGAAUCUCACGUCUCUAAGAAACCUUUAUCUUCACUUCAAUAUAUUAAGUUCUACCAUACCUAUGGCUCUGUGGAGCCUAAAGGAUCUCUUGAUUUUGAAUCUGAAUUCAAACUUUCUAUAUGGAUCUCUUCCUUCGCAAGUUGGAGAAAUGGAAGCUGCAAUAGGAAUUCGUUUGUCAAGCAACCAGUUGUCAGGUAAUAUUCCGAGUACAAUAGGUUCACUCCAGAACUUGAUAAGAUUUUCAUUAUCCAAAAACAGCUUUCAAGGGUCCAUUCCAGAAGCAUUCGGUGGUUUGGUAACCCUGGAACUCUUAGAUCUAUCACAAAAUAACUUGUCUGGUGAGAUUCCCAAGUCAUUAGAGGCACUUAGAUAUUUGGAGCUUUUCAAUGCGUCUUUCAAUGGACUACAAGGGGAAAUUCCAAGAGGAGGACCGUUCGCAAAUUUUACUGCUCGUUCUUUUAUUAUGAAUAAGGGUCUAUGCGGCCCAUCUCGGCUGCAAGUCCCACCUUGCAGCAUUGAAUCUCGUAAAGAUUCAAAGACUAAAUCCAGACUUCUAAGGUUCAGUUUACCAACUGUUGCAUCUAUACUGCUUGUGGUGGCUUUCAUUUUUCUUGUCAUGAGAUGUCGACGAAGAUGCAGAAAAGAUCCAAUCCCAGAAGCCUUGCCAGUGACAGCUAUCCAGAGGAGAAUUUCUUACCUAGAACUGCGGCGUGCAACAAAUGAAUUUCAAGAGAGUAAUCUGCUAGGUGUUGGAAGUUAUGGCUCUGUAUAUCAAGGGAUGCUUCCUGAUGGGCUAAAUGUAGCUGUCAAGAUUUUUAAUCUGCAAUUGCAAAGAGCAUUCAGAAGUUUUGACACAGAGUGCGAAAUCAUGCGCAACAUUAGACACCGCAACCUUGUGAAGAUUAUCUGCAGUUGCUCUAAUCUUGACUUCAAAGCCUUAGUCCUGGAGUACAUGCCUAGAGGAAGCUUGGAGAAAUGGUUAUACUCCCACAACUAUUGCUUGGACAUCAUUCAAAGAGUGAACAUAAUGAUCGAUGUUGCAUCAGCAUUAGAGUAUCUCCAUCACGGCUAUCCAUCUCCUGUGGUGCAUUGUGAUUUGAAACCGAGCAAUGUGUUACUAGAUGAAGACAUGGUCGCGCAUGUAUGUGAUUUUGGUAUUGCAAAACUCUUAGGUGAAAAUGAGUCUUUUGCACAAACCAGGACCCUUGCCACAAUAGGGUAUAUGGCACCAGAAUAUGGAUUGGAAGGACACGUGUCCACGAAGAAUGAUGUCUAUAGCUUUGGAAUCAUGUUAAUGGAGAUGCUGACGCGAAAAAGGCCUACCGAUGAAAUGUUCGAGGGAGAAAUGAGCUUGAAGAGAUUGAUCAAAGAAUCGUUGCCUGAUUCAGUAAUAGACAUUGUGGAUAGCAACAUGCUGAAUAGAGGAGAUGGCUACUCCUUAAAGAAGGAGCACUGUGUGACAUCUAUAAUGGAGUUGGCACUGCAAUGUGUCAAUGAAUCACCUGAAGAGAGGAUGGUCAUGGUUGAAAUCUUGGCAAGGCUUAAAAACAUCAAGGCGGAAUUCUUGAGAGAUUCUGAGAGGCGGAGGCCAUAACAUACAUCAACUUGUUCCAGUUAAUUGCUGUCCAAUUUUCCUGUGUGAAUUAAAUUUGAUGGUC